This is a messenger RNA of Pogona vitticeps (central bearded dragon), 1328 nucleotides long. RefSeq names its product proteasome 26S subunit, non-ATPase 6 (gene PSMD6). NCBI's taxonomy places the organism in Eukaryota, Metazoa, Chordata, Lepidosauria, Squamata, Agamidae. Gene Ontology annotation, biological process: proteasome-mediated ubiquitin-dependent protein catabolic process. Gene Ontology annotation, cellular component: proteasome regulatory particle. The record is from RefSeq and is a predicted model, not a curated record. Gene Ontology annotation, molecular function: protein binding.
CUGGUGUUCUCUUCCUCUUCCGGGUGACGGGCUGAGUCACUGAGUGUCCCCCCCGGCCCGGCCUCUCUGCUUGUCCGCCGUUCCUUCUUUUCCGGCGUCUCGGCGCGUCGUUCUUGCGUGCCUUCGCUUGCCUUUCCUUCCUGCCGCCGCGAUGCCGCUGGAGAACCUGGAGGAGGAAGGCCUGCCCAAGAACCCGGACCUCCGCAUCGCCCAGCUCCGCUUCCUCCUCAGCCUGGAGCCCCAGCGCCCGGACCCCGCCGUCCGGCAGGAGCUCAUGGCCGCCAUCCGCCAACACGACAUGGCUCCAUACUACGAGUCUCUCUGCAAGUCACUUGAUUGGCCAGUAGAUACGGAACUGUUAAACAAGAUGAAGAAAGCAAAUGAGGAGGAGCUGAAGCGCCUUGAUGAUGAAUUGGAAGAUGCUGAGAAGAACUUGGGGGAAAGUGAAAUCCGUGAUGCUAUGAUGGCCAAAGCAGAAUACCUCUGCCGAAUUGGGGACAAGGAAGCUGCGCUGACUGCAUUUCGGAAGACCUAUGACAAAACUGUGGCUCUGGGACACCGGUUGGAUAUUGUGUUUUAUCUUCUCCGAAUUGGUCUGUUUUAUAUGGACAAUGACCUCAUCACAAGGAACACUGAAAAAGCAAAAAGCCUAAUAGAGGAAGGAGGAGACUGGGACCGGCGGAAUCGUCUGAAGGUCUACCAGGGCCUUUACUGUGUGGCCAUUCGCGAUUUCAAGCAGGCAGCCGAGCUUUUCUUGGAUACAGUUUCAACUUUUACAUCAUACGAACUCAUGGAUUACAAAACCUUCGUAACCUACACAGUCUACGUCAGUAUGAUUGCAUUAGACAGGCCUGACCUUAGAGAAAAGGUGAUCAAAGGCGCAGAGAUCCUGGAAGUACUGCAUAGUUUACCAAAAGUGCGGCAAUAUCUUUUUUCACUCUACGAAUGCCGGUAUUCCGUUUUCUUCCAGUCACUUGCUACAGUCGAGCAAGAGAUGAAGAAAGACUGGUUGUUUGCACCUCACUAUCGCUAUUAUGUCCGGGAAAUGAGAAUCCAUGCCUAUAGCCAGCUCCUAGAAUCCUAUCGGUCACUUACACUAGGUUACAUGGCGGAUGCUUUUGGGGUCUGUGUAGAGUUCAUAGAUCAGGAACUUUCAAGAUUUAUUGCUGCUGGAAGAUUACACUGCAAAAUAGACAAGGUCAAUGAGAUAGUAGAAACUAACAGGCCUGACAGCAAGAACUGGCAAUACCAAGAAACCAUCAAAAAAGGAGAUUUGCUGCUAAACAGGGUGCAGAAGCUUUCAAGAGUAAUUAAUAUGUAAUUUUUUU